GCGGCCGCGGGGCCGCGCUGAGGCCGGGCCGGGCCGGGCCGAGCAGAUCCGAGCCGGGCGGCCCCGAGCCGAGCCGAGCCGCCCCAGCCAUGCAGCCGCGCGCGGCCGCGGGCACAUGGGGCAGCCCCUGAAGCGCCGCCUCGACGUGCCCGGCGCGGUGCCCUCGGUGCUGCGGCGGCGGCUGCUGCUGCUGGGCGCCAUGCUCGGCCUCUGGCUCUGCCUCUUCUACUCGUGCGGCGGCUCCUGCGCCGGGCUGGCGGCCCCCGGGGGCUCCCCGGCGCCUCGGGGUCCGUCGGGGGGCGGCCCGCCCCCCCCCCCCCCCCCCGGGGGGCCCCCGGCCCCCCCCCCCCCCCCCCGCCCCGCCGACGGCACCGGCAGCAAGCGGCUGCCGCAGGCCGUCAUCAUCGGCGUGAAGAAGGGGGGGACGCGGGCGCUGCUGGAGUUCCUGCGGGUGCACCCCGACGUGCGCGCCGUCGGCGCCGAGCCCCAUUUCUUCGACCGCAACUACGAGCGGGGCCUCGCCUGGUACAGGGACCUCAUGCCCAGGACCCUGGAGGGGCAGAUCACCAUGGAGAAGACCCCCAGCUACUUCGUCACCAAGGAGGCCCCGGCCCGCAUCUCCUCCAUGUCCAAGGGCACGAAGCUCAUCGUGGUGGUGCGGGACCCCGUGACCAGAGCCAUCUCGGACUACACCCAGACGCUCUCCAAGAAGCCCGAUAUCCCCACCUUUGAGAGCCUGACCUUCAAAAACAGGACUACGGGCCUGAUCGACACCUCGUGGAGCGCCAUCCAGAUCGGCAUCUACGCCAAGCACCUGGAGAACUGGCUCCUCUACUUCCCCAUCGGGCAGAUCCUCUUCGUCAGCGGGGAGAGGCUGAUCAGCGACCCCGCGGGGGAGCUGGGCAGGGUCCAGGACUUUCUGGGCCUCAAGAGGAUCAUCACCGACAAACACUUCUACUUCAACAAAACCAAGGGCUUCCCCUGCCUGAAGAAGGCGGAGGGCAGCAGCAAACCCCACUGCCUGGGGAAAACGAAAGGCAGGACCCACCCCGACAUCGACCAGGAGGUGGUGCAGAGGCUGCGGGACUUCUACCGGCCUUUCAACAUGAAGUUCUACCAGAUGACGGGGCAGGACUUCGGCUGGGACUGAGGCUGGUGUGGGAAAGGCCGCUGUAAUUACUUGCCCAGCACGGUUUGCGUAUAUAAAGAGAUAUAUAUGUAUGUAAAAUGUACAGAAAUCUAUUUUAUAAUAAUUUAUUUUUAAUUCCUAAGCAAUUAAUUCACUAAGCUGCCUAACCGCACUGGCUAGAAUGGUAGCCCGUAACCUGUUUAACAUUCCACCCUGUUUAAUUCUAAUAUGUCUCUCCUUCCUUUUUUUUUUCCUCCCAUUUUCUCCUCUUUUUGGUUUGGUUUGUAACAGACGGUGCUUCCAUUUUUCCUAAAGAAUAUUUGUAUUUAAAAA
Oxyura jamaicensis (ruddy duck) is the source of this 1462-nucleotide messenger RNA. Its product is annotated as heparan sulfate glucosamine 3-O-sulfotransferase 3B1-like. The record is from RefSeq and is a predicted model, not a curated record. Bases 116 to 1150 code for a protein of 344 amino acids. Gene Ontology annotation, molecular function: [heparan sulfate]-glucosamine 3-sulfotransferase activity. NCBI's taxonomy places the organism in Eukaryota, Metazoa, Chordata, Aves, Anseriformes, Anatidae. The transcript has 2 exons.